Messenger RNA from Nymphaea colorata (pocket water lily), 4377 nucleotides. RefSeq lists its product as uncharacterized. The record is from RefSeq and is a predicted model, not a curated record. The transcript is spliced from 9 exons. The coding region runs from base 832 to 4191 and encodes 1119 amino acids. NCBI's taxonomy places the organism in Eukaryota, Viridiplantae, Streptophyta, Magnoliopsida, Nymphaeales, Nymphaeaceae.
GAUUGCAUCACAUGUCACAUGACAGACUGCAUGUUGGUGUUCGCUGCUCAACGUUCUACCUACUUAAUGCUAGUAAACAUUAUUGUCUUUUAGCAUCUCCUUUUAUUUCUUUAAAAAUUUUGAACUCUUUGUUACUUGGUGAAUCCAGAGGGCCACUUGGAUACUGUUCUUUUCUUGGCUUUGUAUUUUUCGUCUCUGUUAUUCGUUCUAGAUUUCACAAAAGCGAUGGUAGUCCUGCUUUGUUUCUGAUCCCAACUUGUGAAAAAAAAAAAGAUUUGUUUCUUAUCAUACAUAUUCCUUUUAUUCUGUUAUUUCCUAAAAUCUGCAGUUGUUCACAGCCCGGGAUCAUUUAUUUUGCUCUGCGGAAACAGUCUGUCUCUGAUUUCUGCAAGGAGGAAAUACGCCAAGCAGCACGCACAUCCCCUGCUCUCUUUUAUUUCUUCCCAUUUUGUUUUCAAAUUUUCAUCUUGGCCUUACUAAAGAGGCUCAGCAGCUGUCCUUCUCAGCAUCGUUUUCCGGCAAGUCUGUGCUGGGAGGGAACUCGCCAGUAGCGCUCGGGUUCGGAGGCGAUGUCCUUUUCUUUUCUAUGACAAAGAGAUCUGGUCUUUGUUGGCACCGUGAAGAGAAUUUGAAAAUUCUCUUCUGGGGAGUUGGAUUCUGGUGGGUUCUUCUUGUGACCGGGACAAGAUGGCAGUCGUAGUGGGAUGGAGGAAUUUGCGGGUCGCGUUCGGAGGCUAUAUCGGCAGACAAGGUCGUGACUGCGAUCCUCUGCGCUCGAUUUUCCGGCGAGAUUGCUGACUGAGCCUGAAGGGCAGCUUCGAGUGAGGGAAGAUGUUCAAGGGAGCUAAGUGGAGGAGUGAGAAGAACAAGAUCAAGGCCGUUUUCAAAGUACAGGUUCAGGCAACCCAGGUACCUCAAACAGGAUGGGACAGUUUGUUGGUAGCUCUAGUUCCUUCAGAAACAGGGAAACCUUCUGCCAAGACAGAGAAGGUUCAGGUUCACAAUGGGGCAUGUAUAUGGGGGAAUCCCGUCUAUGAAACUGUAAAACUAUCGCGAGAGCCGAAAACAGGGAAAUUUGAAGGGAAAAAGUAUCAGUUUAUAGUAUCAAACGGGUCAAGUAAAGAUGGAAUUCUUGGGCGAACGGCUGUUGAUUUUGCCGAGUAUGCAGAUGCCAUCGAACCUUGUUCCGCUUCCCUCUCACUUGGAGCUUCGAACUCCACAAUUCUUCAUAUCACGAUCCAGAGAUUGCAUGCUGAUGGCAACACGAGAAGUGCAGCCAAAAGAAGCGCUCACACUGAGAGCCUCCGGCAUCAAAUGAGCGAUGUUGACACGGAUGGGAGUUCCGUAACUUCAUGCAGCGCCAGUAGUGCGAGCAAAGAUGUCUUAGCGGGCAAUGGGAUAGUACAAUUUAGCCCAUCUAUCAUAAAUACUGUCCCUCGGACUGCUGAAUAUGACAAUAAAGGUUUCAGAAGUUCUGAUGCUAUCUCAGCAUCAAGUUCUGAUAGCAGCUCUGGGAAUGAUCUCAAUCAUGAAUAUAAGUUUAAAGCUGACAUCCAUAAGGAUACCGUAAGCAUUCUUUCACCUCUUAGCGACCAUACAAGAUCUCCACAACUUUUAGCCAAUGGAUGCAAUGCAGCAGCAGAUCAUAAAGAAUGUGAAGAUUCAAAUGUAGGAUGGUCUCUCAGAUGGACUUCGAAAGAAAGCAAAGAAAACUCAAUGAACACUUCCAAAGAGAUGAAUGCGAAUGAGAAGUUGCAGGCCUCAGAGAUUGAGGUUGCAAAACUCAAGGAUGAAAUUGCUGCCAUGGGAAGGCAAGCAGAGGUCUCAGAUGUAGAAGUCCAGACACUACGAAAACAAAUCAUAAAAGAAAGCAAAAAGGUGCAGGAAUUUUCAAAGGAAAUAUGCAGCUUAAGGGAAGAGAGAGAUGCACUUAGACAGCAAUUUGAACAAAUCAAGGCUUCAAGAGCUACUGACGGUGUCACGGUUGUGGACAAAGCACAUGAUAACAAAAAUGAUGAUACCAGCAUUCUCGAAGAAAUCAAACAAGAACUGGUUUAUGAACAACAGCUUAAUUCCAACCUCCAUUUACAGUUACAGAAAACUCAACAGGCUAACUCUGAACUCAUUCUUGCUGUUCAGGAUUUAGAAUUGCUUUUAGAGCAGAAAGAAAGGGAAAUAUCUCAUGUCUCCAGCACUGCACGAUGCAGCAUGCCAGUAACAGAUGAUAGCUGCCAAGAAUUAUCAACAACAGCAGAUGCCUUACAGAAACCUCAAGUUCAGAGGUAUUCUGACUCACAGAGCAUAAAGCAUGAAGGAGAUCAAGAGCAACUUGAAUUGGAAGUAUUAAUUAAGGAGCAUGAUGAUGCAGAUAAUUCGUUGACACUUGAGCAAAAGAUUUUGCAAUUGCAAAAUGAGUUAGAAGAAUGUAAAACGGAUCGGGAUCAUAUAGAGAUGCAAAUGGAGCAGCUUGCUCUUGAUUAUGAGAUUCUGAAGCAGGAAAAUCAUGACAUGGCUUUUAAGCUUGACCAAAGCGAGAUACAAGAACAACUAAAAAUGCAAUAUGAAGCCUCUGUGUCAUUAGCAGUCAUCAAUGACCUGGAAGCUCAUGUUGAAAACUUGGAGAAAGAGCUUGCCAAGCAAGAAGAAGCAUUUGAAGCUGAACUGGCUGCACUAACUCGUGAAAAAGUAGAGCAGGAAAGGAGAGCAAUAAGAGCAGAAGAGAUGUUGAGAAAGACGAGACAAAGCAAUGCUGACACAGCUGACCGGCUACAACAAGAAUUUAAAAUGCUUUUCACUCAAAUGUCUGUUACCUUUGGUGCAAAUGAGAAGUUAGCCAUGCAAGCAAUGACAGAAGCUAAUGACCUGCGUAUCCAAAAGAGUCACCUAGAGGAGUCGCUAAAGAAAUCUGCUGAAGAGCUUCAACUGAUCAAAGAUCAUUACGAUGAGGAACUAACUGAGCUUUCAUGUCAACUGGAUUCAAAAACAAAUGGCAUAAAUCAACUACUGUCAGAGGUUGAAUAUCUCUCCACAGAGCUGAAGGCUCAGAAGAAAAUUGCAGAAGUUGCCAUUAACACCCUCGCAGAUGAAAUCCUUUCACUGAAAGCAGAUAUCCAAGUGCUCAUAAUUGGGAAAAAUGAUCUUUUUAAGAAGGUAGAAGAGAAAGAAAAGAUUCUACUUGAUCUGCAAGAGAUGAAAAUCAGAAUGAAUGAGAAAGAGCUCAUCCUAGAAAAAGGAGAUGCCAAAAUAAAAUCCCUUGAGAGGGAGAUUCUUCAGGCGAUGGCAGAAGCAGGAAAAUCACAGGAAGAAUUGCAUGAUAUGAGGAUCUUGUUGGUUGAAAAGGAGGAAAUGAUUGCUAUGGUUCAAUCAGAAAAAGAAACGAUAGCAAUACAGUAUAAUCAACUUAAGCAAUCCUUGUUUGAGCAUGAGACUGAGAAACAAAAUCUAAAAAAGGAAUUUCCGUUUACAUCUGAUUUGGAGAAUCAUCAAGAGGCAGUCACAGCCACUGAAAAGAAAGUCAUAGAUAAUGCUUCAAGUGCUACAGAAUUUGAGGAAAAUGCAAAUGCAAGCAUAAGAAACGACGACUCCCACUCCAUCCAACAAUGCAUUGAAGAGGUUUUCAGGUUGCAACACAAAAUCAAGCUUCUUGAGGAAGAAGUAAAGAUAAAGGAACCAACAAUUCAGGUAUCAAAGGAUGAAUUCACAGAGAAGGAGAGAGAUCUUUAUGCUAGGAUUGAGGAACUACAGAAGGCAGCAUUGAGUCAAUCAUGGAAUAUCUCAACUCCUUCUGAUGGAACUGUGCAGGAGUCACAGCAUGAAGAUUGCAGGGUUGGAGACAAUCCCCAUCAUAGAGAAGAGACGAGCAGCAGCAGAAGUUUCUCAGAGACAGGUGUGGAUAUUCUAUCAGGUGUUCUUGACCAUGCUGACAAUGAACAAGGGUCAGCUAAAAGCAUUGUUAUAGAUCCAAGUGAUGAACAGAAAACCUGCAAUCCUUGCGUACCCUCGCCAGAUGACAUCACAAAAAUGAUAGAUGAAAUAUCACAGUUGAAGAAGAAGAACACAUCAAUGGAGGAUGAGCUCAAGGAAAUGCAAGAACGCUACUCCGACUUAAGUCUCAAAUUCGCAGAGGUAGAAGGUGAAAGGCAACAACUUAUAAUGAGUGUUCGCAAUCUCAAAAAUGCUAAAAGGACCUAGCUACCCAUAUUUGUACAAGCACACCAUCAUUCAAUGUAUACAUACAAACAGAGUGUUCCACUGUAUAGAGGAAGUAGUUGGAAUCACUCAAGAGGCUGAUUUCCAAAGAUAGCUUUUGUAAUUUAAAAGUAUGCUAUAUUGCCAAUGCAAAUCACCUAGUGAAUUCUUUGUUGUCUUGCGAAUAAA